Messenger RNA from Cyphomyrmex costatus, 2049 nucleotides. RefSeq names its product sulfhydryl oxidase 2. The record is from RefSeq and is a predicted model, not a curated record. Lineage: Eukaryota; Metazoa; Arthropoda; Insecta; Hymenoptera; Formicidae. Gene Ontology annotation, biological process: protein folding. Gene Ontology annotation, cellular component: Golgi membrane. The coding region runs from base 14 to 1996 and encodes 660 amino acids. The transcript has 3 exons. Gene Ontology annotation, molecular function: flavin-dependent sulfhydryl oxidase activity; protein disulfide isomerase activity.
UUAGAGAUGCAAGAUGGAGCAGCUAGAAGUAACAGGAAUUAUACUAAGAUUAUGUCUAUUCAACAUUCUAAUGAUAACCUGGAACAGCGCAAUUGCAGUAGCUCAUAAAGAUCAGUCUCAAAGUCUGGUUAACCUAGGUGGUCAAGGCUUAUACAAUGCCAGUGAUGAUGUAGUAAUACUCAAUGCCACAAAUUUCAAAACAAGUGUUUACGAGAGCACCAGGAGCUGGUUGGUUGAGUUUUAUAACAGUUGGUGUGGCUUUUGUUAUAGAUUUGCACCAACGUGGAAGGCUUUGGCAAGUGAUAUUCUACCUUGGAAUGAUAUUGUUGUCGUUUCGGCUAUUGAUUGUGCCGAUGGUGACAACAAUCCGAUCUGUCGUGAGUACGAGAUCAUGCACUAUCCAAUGUUAAAAUAUUUCUCUAUAAACGCACACUCGCCGUCCUUGGGUAUAGUGAUAGAAAAGGGGGACAGCGUUGAUUCAGUGAAAAGUAAUUUAAUUAAUAGGCUUGAAACAGAACAACAGGAAGGACGGGGAUCUACAUGGCCUAACAUUGCACCAUACAGGAAUGUUGAAAUAACAGAUAUAUGGAAAACUGCAUCUAGCAAUGUAAAGCAUUUCUUUCUGAUUUUCGAGAACACGGAUUCACAUUUAGGUACAGAAGUUAUUCUUGAUUUACAUAAAAUCCGCAGCUUACAGAUACGUAGAGUGACUUCCGAUAACGAACUAUUAUGUGUAAUGAACAAAGUUACCAAGUUUCCAACUUUGAUAGCCUUUGGACGCAAUGAAUCACAGAAAAUUAUCAGCGUGAGAAUACCGACGAGGCAAGGAAUUCGGCAAGCUAUCAAGGAUUAUAUACUCGCAAGAGGAAUUAAUAUCGAUGAGACGAUUACAACAGUGUCCCAUGACACUAUGCAUAUUGUGGAAAGUACACAUCAAAAAACUAUCUCAACGAUUACGAAAAAUCAUGAAGUGGUAGAGGAACAAUUACAAUUGUCGAAAAACACUAAUGAUUAUUUGUAUCAAAUUGAUCUAGAGAAUGCGCUACGUUAUUCAAUCAAUCACGAGAUAUCUUUGAUGAACUCAAUAGAUGGUGAGAAAAUGAAGGCGUUAAAAAAAUACCUUGUGGUAUUAGCGACGUAUUUUCCUCUGCGACAUAAUAACGUAUAUUUGGAAGUGAUACACGACAUUGUCGAAAAGAAGAAUGCUAUGACCGGCGAAGAGUUCAGUCAACUAGCGAAAACGAUGGAAGAAGAAAUGUCACCGGUAUAUUCGGGAGAGCCUCGUCAAUGGAUAGGAUGUAAGGGAAGUACGGAUUCAUAUCGUGGAUAUCCCUGUGGAUUAUGGACCAUGUUUCACAUGCUGACUGUAAAUUUCGCGUUAGACCGCAACAAAGAUGUUAUUCAGGCUUUGUCGCAGGAUCCUGCGGCAGUGCUGCGAGCGAUGCAUAGCUACAUUGGAACCUUUUUUGGUUGCGCUGAUUGUGCUGCGCAUUUUCUGGAUAUGGCGGAUAAAAGCAAGAUAUUCGAUGUACGUAGCAAAGAUGAAGCAGUGCUCUGGUUGUGGAAAGCACACAAUCAAGUAAAUGCCCGAUUGUCAGGCGACUAUACGGAGGAUCCUGAGCAUAAGAAGAUACAAUAUCCCGCAGCUGAACACUGCCCGGCAUGCAGACAUGUUAAUAAUAGCUGGAAUGAGGAAGAGGUUUUACGAUAUCUAAAAGUGAAGUAUGGCUAUAAUAGCAUCAAGUUUGAUGAAAUUAGCACUUCACAAGAAGUAGGUAUGACUAAUGGCAAUGACUCGAGAAUGAGACUAGAAAGACUUGCUAAGGAGACGAAGCGCGCCACGGCUUUCGGUUGGGACUUGAACAUAUUCGAUAUCAGCAUCUGUGUGGUGUUGUAUGUUACCUCAGCUGCAAUACUCGUGUUAGUAUGCAUCAAGUUCGCCGUUAAGAGGACGUAUAAAAAAAAGGGUCACAUUAAUCUACUGUCCAAAGUAUAAUCUUUUUUUCUUAUACUUUGCACUUUAUGCAUAUAAUCAUGUAACAUUUCAGG